This is a messenger RNA of Myzus persicae (green peach aphid), 1571 nucleotides long. RefSeq names its product hydroxyacid oxidase 1 (gene Hao). NCBI's taxonomy places the organism in Eukaryota, Metazoa, Arthropoda, Insecta, Hemiptera, Aphididae. The coding region runs from base 365 to 1462 and encodes 365 amino acids. Gene Ontology annotation, molecular function: FMN binding; oxidoreductase activity. The record is from RefSeq and is a predicted model, not a curated record. The transcript has 9 exons.
GUUAUUAAGAUGUAAACAACUUAAUACCCAAUGGAUUACUAUACAGUACACUGAUAAAAAGUUUGUAGGUUAGAAUAAAAUGUGUUAUGUAAUACAAUAUAAUUUAAACUAUUAAUUAUGUUAUUUUUUAAUAUCAGGUAAAUAAUAAAUAUUUGGUCAAUACUAAAAUUAAUUAGAAGAAGAUAAUUUUGUUCUAAUCGUAAAUAAUUAAUCUGAAUUAGAUCAGUCCUUGACCUUUGAAGCAUUUAUCUUACACACAUUUCGAUGGUUAAUCAUUUUUAAUUUUUUGAUUAAUACUAAGUCACAACUAGUUGAAUAUUUAAAAGUCAGUGUUAAAUAUUCUUAAUCCAUCCAUUAACACAAAAUGUCCAAUAAAUUUGUGUCUAUCAAAGAUUAUGAAAACUAUGCUGUUGGUACAUUGCCACGGACUGUUCUUGGAUAUUAUCAAAGUGGGGCAUGCGAUGAGUACACCCUUUCAAUUAAUAAUAAAGCAUUUAAUAAAUUGCGCAUAGUACCACGGAUGCUACGUGAUGUACGAAAUAGAGAUUUAAGCAUCAUCAUUCAAGGUGAUAGAGUGAAUGUACCUAUAGGUAUAUCUCCUUGUGCAAUGCAUAAAAUGGCUCAUGAAGAUGGAGAAUGUGCAUCUGCUAGAGCGGCUGGAAAGCACGGUGCAAUUUUUAUACUUUCAACAUUGUCAACAUGCAGUUUAGAAGAAGUUGCCACUGCAGCACCAAACACUGUGAAAUGGUUCCAACUGUACAUCUAUAAAGAUAGGGUUUUAACCACAUCAUUAAUACGAAGAGCUGAAAAAUCUGGAUACAAAGCACUCGUGUUGACUGUCGAUGCCCCUGUGUUUGGUAUCCGAUAUAAAGACAUAAAAAAUAACUUUAGUUUACCAAGUCCGUUGAAGCUAGGCAAUUUCUCUGAAGAACUAUCAUUAAUGAACCAAACUAAUGGUUCAGGCUUGACAAAAUAUGUUAUGAGUCUUUUUGAUGAUCGUUUGGUAUGGGAUGACAUCAAAUGGCUGAAAAGCAUUACAAACCUACCAAUUAUAGUAAAAGGUAUUUUGAGUGCAGCUGAUGCAAAAAUUGCUGCCGACUUGGGAUGUGAUGGUGUAUUUGUUUCCAACCACGGUGGAAGACAGUUAGACACAGCUCCAGCAACAAUUGAGGCUUUGCCAAGCAUUGCACGAGAAGUUGGACAUCGUGUUGACAUUUAUCUCGAUUGUGGCAUAAGGCAUGGAACUGAUGUGUUCAAAGCUUUAGCUCUUGGAGCUAAAAUGGUGUUUUUAGCUCAGCCUAUAUUAUGGGGCUUGACAUAUGAUGGUCAAAAGGGUGCAGAAGACGUUUUUGGUAUUGUUGUUAAUGAAUUUGAUAACGCCAUGGCUUUAGCGGGUUGUGCAUCACUGGAUCAAAUUGAGAAGGAAAUGGUGGUACACAAAUCAGUAUAUUCUAAACUUUAAAUGUAUUGUAACAUUACUUAUACUUCAUUUUUACAUGAAUAGACUUACUAAAAUAUCAUAAGUAUAUAAAUAUGCUAAUAAAUAUUUUUAACUUAUAAAGUUCACAGUA